AUGGUGUGCUGCGUCGUUGUUGCCAAACGCAACACGGCAUUCCCGAGAGGCGGAUAUCUUUUGUUCCGAAGUGAUACUUGUUUCAAAUCAACACGGUUCAAGAAAAUCAGAAGUGAACACAACACGAGAAGUAAUCAAACUCGGGUUAUACCUGCACAGAUUUUCCGCGUUCCCUCUAGUGGAGAGUCGGGAACAGAUCUUGUGGAAACGAGUUCUCGCUGGAUCUUCUCCACCUCGGCAAGCCUUCUCUAA
This is a messenger RNA of Arabis nemorensis, 252 nucleotides long. NCBI's taxonomy places the organism in Eukaryota, Viridiplantae, Streptophyta, Magnoliopsida, Brassicales, Brassicaceae. The record is from the annotation of a GenBank genome assembly.